CUAUAAAAGGUGCCUGCCCUUGUAUGUUUUGUCACUUGAAGACAUUGUUGAGCUACAACAAUGCUACGCAAGAGUAUUACAGAGAGCUUUGGAGCUGCUAUCCAUGCCCUCAACACCACUCAGCUGACAGAUGGUGUGAUUAACAAGAGCAAAAGGAUGAUGCUGGACACCCUGGGUGUUGGGCUGUUGGGAACCAGGACAGCUGUCUUCAACAAAGCUCUCAAGUACAGCCAGUUGUUCAUGUCUUACGAGAGGAGCAGUGUUUGGGGUAAAUCAGAGAUAACUCUUCCUCCUCUUUACGCUGCAUUUGUCAAUGGCAUUGCGGUUCACUCCAUGGACUUUGACGACACUUGGCACCCUGCUACUCAUCCUUCAGGAGCUGUGCUACCAGCCCUGCUGGCCUUGGCAGAGACGCUGCCCAGCCAGCCCUCUGGUCUAGACCUGCUGCUGGCCUUCAAUGUUGGCAUUGAAGUGCAGGGCAGACUCAUGAGGUUCUCCAAAGAGGCCUACAACAUCCCUGAAAGAUUCCACCCUCCCAGUGUUGUUGGGGUGAUGGGUAGUGCUGCGGCCUCAGCUAAGCUCCUGGGUCUGUCCCCGGCACAGUGUUGCCAUGCUCUGGCUAUCGCAGCCUCCUCUGCUGGGGCUCCCUUGGCCAACGCCGCCACACAAACCAAACCUCUCCAUAUAGGAAAUGCUGCUCGGAGAGGCCUGGAGGCCGCUCAGCUGGCCCAGAUGGGUCUGGAGGGAAAUCCAGCCAUCCUGGAUAUGGAUUGCGGGUUUGGGGUUUACUACAAGGACUACAGUCCUUCAGCAAUGGAAGGUUCUGCUUCCAGCGACUUUAAAUGGAUUCUGGAAGAUCAGGAUGUGGCCUUCAAGUGCAUCCCUGCUCAUCUGGGGAUGCACUGGGCUGUGGAUGCAGCGCUGGCAGCCCGAGCAAAGCUUGAAAAUACAGUUGGGAACUUUGACCUCAGCCUCAUCAGGCAUGUCACACUUCGAGUGCCUCCAUCCAAGUACAUUGACUGCCCCUUACCUGCCACAGAGCACCAAGCCAGGCACUCAUUUCAGUUCAACGCCGGUUCCGCCCUGCUGGAUAACAAAGUGACAGUGUCUUCCUUUAGUGAAGCUCAGUUUAACCGGCCUGCUCUGAAGGAGCUUAUGUCCAAAGUCAACGUGGAGACCCCUAAAGAUAACCAACCAAGCUUUGACAAGAUGUAUUGUGAGGUUGAGAUAGAAACCGAUCAGGGGCAGAGAUAUGUGGCCAGAUGUGAUACCUUUCAUGGCCACUGGAGGAAGCCACUGAGUCAGGAGGACCUGGUGGGGAAGUUCAGUGUUAAUGCUUCUUCAGUGUUGUGCACAGAGGGAGUGGAGGGCGUGAUUGAUGUGAUAGGAAACAUUGAGAGAGUGAGAGAAUGCUCAGUCUUGGGUUCAUAUCUGAGAAUGACAAGUAGUCAGCACAAGCAGUUAUGCAGCACGAGGAGUUGAUUAUACGGUCUUUGAUGAAGCCAGUGUGUUAUAUCUGUCAUCUUUUCUUAGAUAAAGGGUCUGAAAUAAAGUGAACUGACAAAGUGAA
Siniperca chuatsi (mandarin fish) is the source of this 1570-nucleotide messenger RNA. RefSeq names its product aconitate decarboxylase 1 (gene acod1). The record is from RefSeq and is a predicted model, not a curated record. The transcript has 5 exons. Gene Ontology annotation, molecular function: lyase activity. The coding region runs from base 61 to 1482 and encodes 473 amino acids. Lineage: Eukaryota; Metazoa; Chordata; Actinopteri; Centrarchiformes; Sinipercidae.